This is a messenger RNA of Aplysia californica (California sea hare), 407 nucleotides long. Its product is annotated as endoglucanase-like. Bases 1 to 387 code for a protein of 128 amino acids. The record is from RefSeq and is a predicted model, not a curated record. The transcript has 3 exons. NCBI's taxonomy places the organism in Eukaryota, Metazoa, Mollusca, Gastropoda, Aplysiida, Aplysiidae.
AUGGCCUCCGCAGAACUGAGGUUACCACAGACCAAGGGUGUCGGGACAACCACAAUGAAGACUUUUGCUGUUCUACUCGCCGCCCUCAUCGCUACUCUCCCCGCAGCCUGUGCCGUGGCAGAGCAGAAAUGUCACAGGAACAGCCAAGGCGUGAGGGUAUACAACGGCAAGAAGUGUGCCAGCACCACGAGGUAUAACGACGGGCACAGAGGAUCGUGUGGCUGCGGGCCUUCCAACAGUGACACUCCUUUCGACUGGAACUUGUCCAAAUACGUGACCGCCCCCAACCAGAUGUACUACGACAACGGCGGAUAUAGUUCUUGGUGUGGCAGGAAUUGUGGGAAAUGUGUCAAGCUUACUCCCACCGGUUCGUUUUUCGUUUGUUGAUUAUUUUAACACCUUCACUG